AGAAAACCGCAACCGUACCUUCUCCGGCACAAACACGUCUUCCUGUUGUUUACAACUUUUUCAGCAUCUGGUCACAUUUUAUUUAUAGAUCUUCAUAGAUCCAUCACCUACUUGUUACAAAUAUUUAAUACUUAAUUUUUGAACAAACUGUAUUCAAAAUGCCUGGAGAAACUGCCGGUGAUGAUACUAAUGCUGCUGCACCUUUGUCUAAGAAAGCAUUGAAAAAAUUGGCAAAAGAUGAAGAAAAGGCUAAUAAAAAGAAAGCUAAACAAGCUGAAGCUGACUCAAAGCAAGAGGAAGAAGAUGAUUAUUCUAAAGACUGCUAUGGAAAAAUGGUUAUGAUUCAGUCACAUGAAAAAGUUCCUAGGAAACUAAUCCCAGUGAGCUCGCUUGAAAAAGAUCUUGGAGAAGAAAAGAUUUGGAUUAGAGGACGAUUGCAUACAAGUCGGGCAAAAGGAAAACAGUGUUUCUUUGUUGUGCGUCAGAGACAAUUCACUAUCCAGUGCCUUCUAUCAGUAUCUGAAACAACGAGUAAACAGAUGAUUAAAUUUGUUGCUAGUAUAACCAAAGAAUCUAUAAUUGAUGUUGAAGGUUUCGUAAGGGCUUCACCUCAGAAAAUUGAAAGUUGUUCUCAAAAGAAUGUUGAAAUGCAUGUUACAAAGGUAUUUGUUGUUAGUUCUGCUGAAGCUAGAUUACCUUUACAAAUUGAAGAUGCUUCCAGACCAGAAAAUGAGAAUGAUCCUGAAGGUUUAAAUAUUCAUGUAAAUCAAGAUACCCGUUUGGAUAACAGAGUCAUUGACUUAAGGACAGCUGCCAACCAAGCUAUUUAUUCUUUGCAAGGAGGUGUCUGUACUUUGUUUAGAGAAUAUUUAUCAUCAAAGGGCUUCAAGGAAAUACACACACCGAAAAUAAUUUCAGCUGCCAGUGAAGGAGGAGCUAAUGUUUUUGAAGUCAAAUAUUGUGAAGGGCUUGCCUACUUAGCUCAAUCUCCUCAAUUUUACAAGCAGAUGGCUAUUGCUGCUGACUUUGACAGAGUGUAUACCAUUGGAUCAGUGUUUCGAGCUGAAAACUCCAACACACAUCGGCAUCUUUGUGAAUUUAUUGGUUUAGAUUUAGAAAUGGCCUUUAGCUAUCACUACCAUGAAGUUGUUGAUGUCAUUGGUGACAUGUUUGUUCAAAUGUUUAAAGGUCUCAGAGACAGGUAUGCAGAUGAAAUCAGUGCCAUUUAUAAGCAAUAUCCUGCUGAACCAUUUAAGUUUCUUGAGCCAAGUUUACGCUUAGAUUAUGCACAAGGUUUAGCAUUACUUAGAGAAGCAGGUGUUGAAAUCGGCGAUGAAGACGAUUUAAGUACACCAGAUGAAAAACUUUUAGGGAAAAUUGUCAAAGCUAAGUAUGAUACAGAUUUCUAUAUCUUAGACAAAUUUCCGCUUAAAGUACGUCCAUUCUACACAAUGCCAGAUCCAGAAAACCCUAAAUUAUCCAAUUCUUAUGAUAUGUUUAUGAGAGGAGAAGAAAUAAUAUCGGGAAGUCAACGUAUUCACGAUUCCGAGUUUCUUACCAAAAGGGCUACGGAGCUAGGAAUAGAUUUAGAGAAAAUCAAAAGUUACAUCGAUGCAUUCAGAUAUGGUGCACCCCCUCAUGCUGGUGGUGGUAUUGGUUUGGAACGGGUCACUAUGUUGUAUUUGGGUCUCAACAACAUCAGGAAGACGUCCAUGUUCCCCAGAGAUCCCAAGAGACUCACCCCUUGAGAUUGUUGCGCUAUAGAGAUCUCUUGACAUUGUUUUUUUAGACGUACAAACAUUUUUUGAUAAUUUUCAAUAAAUUGUUGGAUUACUUGCCAAGUUGAAGAAA
This is a messenger RNA of Argiope bruennichi, 1851 nucleotides long. RefSeq names its product aspartate--tRNA ligase, cytoplasmic-like (gene AspRS). Gene Ontology annotation, molecular function: ATP binding; aspartate-tRNA ligase activity; RNA binding. NCBI's taxonomy places the organism in Eukaryota, Metazoa, Arthropoda, Arachnida, Araneae, Araneidae. The transcript is spliced from 15 exons. Gene Ontology annotation, cellular component: cytosol; cytoplasm; aminoacyl-tRNA synthetase multienzyme complex. The coding region runs from base 159 to 1748 and encodes 529 amino acids. The record is from RefSeq and is a predicted model, not a curated record. Gene Ontology annotation, biological process: aspartyl-tRNA aminoacylation.